UUUGGCUUUGGCAUUGGCUUAGCCUGCUGAGCUGUACGACCAACCUUGUUCUCUAUUAUCUUACUAUAAAUUAGUACUCCUUUGUGGACUCCUGCUUUCAUGAACUGUCGACCACUGCAAAGCUUUCUUCUUCAGCUUCUUCUUUGUUCCUGAUCUUGUGUUUCAGUUUAAGCUAUAUAUAUACUCGAUCGAUACUUCCCCACAUGGCUGAUUUAUCUUUGGCGGUGGGCCUGGCCUUAUGCAUCUUUCUGUUCUCGGGUGGCGGCGGAGGAGCUGCUGCUGCUUCUGCACGGUACACCCAUCUGCAGGCGAGUAGCAGGGGAUCCAAUAUUUCAAAGGAGAUGAUGAUCCGAAGAAAUCUUCUGGCAAAUGGACUUGGUAAAACCCCUCCAAUGGGGUGGAAUAGUUGGAACCACUUCCAGUGUAAGAUUGAGGAGAAAUUGAUUAGGGAAACAGCGGAUGCAAUGGUGUCAACCGGACUUUCGAAAGUAGGAUACAAGUAUAUAAACCUAGAUGAUUGCUGGGCUGAGCUUAAUCGAGACUCUCGGGGGAAUUUGGUGCCGAGAGCUUCAACAUUUGGUUCCGGGAUUAAGGCAUUAGCAGAUUAUGUCCAUAGAAAAGGGUUGAAGCUUGGGAUUUACUCUGAUGCUGGGACUCAAACUUGUAGUAAAACUAUGCCCGGAUCACUAGGCCAUGAGGAACAAGAUGCAAAAACUUUUGCUUCCUGGGGGGUUGACUUCUUGAAGUAUGAUAAUUGUAACGAUGAUGGCACAAGUCCAAAGAAAAGGUAUCCGACAAUGAGUAAAGCAUUAUUGAAGUCUGGGCGACCCAUCUUCUUUUCUCUAUGCGAAUGGGGACAAGAAGACCCAGCCACUUGGGCCGCAAGUGUUGGGAAUAGUUGGAGAACAACAGGUGACAUCGAAGACAAUUGGAACAGCAUGACAUCUCGCGCGGAUCAAAACGACAAAUGGGCAUCUUAUGCUAAACCUGGAGGAUGGAAUGAUCCCGACAUGCUUGAAGUUGGAAAUGGCGGCAUGACAACGGAGGAAUAUCGUGCACAUUUCAGCAUAUGGGCAUUAGCUAAGGCACCUUUACUCAUCGGAUGUGAUAUUCGAGCAUUGCAAAAUGUGACAUUGGAAUUACUAAGCAACAAGGAAGUUAUUGCAGUUAAUCAAGACAAACUUGGAGUUCAAGGGAAAAAAGUUAAGAAGGAUGGGGAUUUGGAGGUUUGGGCUGGUCCACUCAGUAAGAAAAAGGUAGCAACAAUCCUGUGGAACAGAGGUCCAUCAAAGGCAACGGUUACUGCUCAUUGGUCUGAUAUUGGCCUUAAUCCAGCUACUUUAGUUACUGCUCGAGAUUUGUGGGCGCAUUCAACAAAAUCAUCAGUGAAGGGACAACUCUCUGCCAAUCUAGAGUCCCAUGCUUGUAAAAUGUAUGUUCUAACUCCCCACUAAAGAUAUUAUUACCCAACGAAGAUGCUGGAAUACAAGAGAAGAGAAGAAGGCUUCAUAUUUAUACAUGUACUUGUACUGAUUUAAGUGUUAAUUAGUUUAAAAGGAUUACUGUAUAAGUUAUCUAAUUCAAGUCAUAAACAGAAUGAAAUUUGUGAAUUGUCAAAGUUUUCAUGCAUGAUAUUAGAAUAUAUAUCCAUAUUAAGUUGGUUUAUUUUCUUUUAAG
Corylus avellana is the source of this 1677-nucleotide messenger RNA. Its product is annotated as alpha-galactosidase. Gene Ontology annotation, biological process: carbohydrate metabolic process. NCBI's taxonomy places the organism in Eukaryota, Viridiplantae, Streptophyta, Magnoliopsida, Fagales, Betulaceae. Gene Ontology annotation, molecular function: hydrolase activity, hydrolyzing O-glycosyl compounds. The record is from RefSeq and is a predicted model, not a curated record. Gene Ontology annotation, cellular component: plant-type cell wall.